GAACAUCUGGCCAGAAGACCAGAAGGGAGGAGGCACACGACACCAUCAUCAAACGUCCAGGUCACCUCAUAACACCCACGCCCUUCCUUCUCUCUUCAAUCAAGCUGCUUGUCACUUGGCAGUCAAUCACUUCCUCACAUCUUCAUUGACAUCUCCAGACCGAUCACCCUUUCAUUACCUGUCUGGAAACCUGGUACCGGCUUUGUCAAGAACCAUUGCCAGUUCCACUCUCCACUCUUCAAGGUCUCCUUGACUCUAGUCAUCGCCAUCGCCGCCAUGUCUAAGCCUCUCUUUGCUACCGUGAAGUCCGUCUUGAGCGGGGAUACCUUGAUUCUUGCCAAUCCUCAAAACCCAACAGCUGAGCGGACUCUUUCUCUCGCCUACGUGAGCGCCCCUCGGCUCAGCAAGGAUGGCGAUGAGCCAUUUGCGUUCCAGUCCCGAGAGUUCCUGAGGAAUCUUGUCGUGGGAAAGCCCAUUAAGUUCACCGUCUUGUACACGGUACCGACCUCGGGGCGCGAGUACGGCACUGCGGAGCUUCAGGAUAGUACCCAGUUCCCUGAUGAGUUGGUCAAGAAUGGCUGGGUCAAGGUCCGCGAGGAUGCUGGCAAAAAGGAAGACAACGAGGACCUUCUGCAAAGACUCGAUCAGCUCCGCGAGCUCGAGACCAAGGCCAAGAAUGAGGGCAACGGGCUCUGGGCCGGCACAGGCGGCGUGAUCGAGGUCCAGAAUGACCUUGGUCACCCGCAGUUCCUGGACGGGUUGAAAGGCAAGACACUGGAUGGCGUUGUUGAGCGUGUGUUCAGCGGUGAUCGCCUCCUGGUUCGCAUCUUGCUUUCAGACAAGAAGCACCUGCAAGUCAUGACGCUUGUCGCUGGUAUACGUACUCCAUCCACGGCCAGGACAAUUGUCUCGACGGGCCAGACGCAGCCAUCCGAAGAAUUUGGCGACGAGGCCAAGGCCUUCGUCGAGAAGCGGCUGCUCCAGCGGUCCGUCAAGGUGGAGGUUGCAGGAGCAAGCCCUCAAGGCCAACUCAUUGCUACGGUUCUGCACCCCAACGGAAACAUCGCUGAGUUCCUCCUCGCCGAAGGUCUUGCUCGGUGCAAUGACUUCCACGUCACCAUGCUCGGAGACAGGAUGCCCUCCCUGCGCGCUGCGGAGAAGAAGGCCCAGUCAUCCAAUCUCAAGCUGCACAAGCACCAUGUCGCCAAGGAGGCGGCAAAGGAAUCCGAAAUGACAGUCUCGAAGAUCAUCAGCGCCGACACCAUCAUUGUGAGGAACAAGAACGGCGAGGAAAAGCGAAUCAACCUGAGCAGCGUUCGUGGGCCCCGCACAAACGAGUCAUCCGAGGCCCCGUUCAGGGAUGAGGCCAAGGAAUUCCUGCGCAAGAAGCUGAUCGGGAAACACGUCAAAGUGGCAGUUGACGGGUCGAAGCCGGCUUCAGAUGGGUACGAAGCGCGAGAAGUUGCCACGGUGACCCAGAACGGCAAGAACAUCGGUCUACAGCUUGUACAGGAGGGUUGGGCUUCGGUCAUCCGCCACCGCAAGGACGACACCGACCGUGCCUCCAACUAUGAUGAGCUGUUGGCCGCGCAGGAGAAGGCCAAGGAGGAAAAGAAGGGUAUGUGGGCCGGCAAGCCACCAAAAUCCAAGGUUCUGGUCGACGCUUCCGAGAGCCUUCAGAGAGCGAAGAUGAACCUCGGCUCCCUUCAACGGCAAAAGAGGAUCCCCGCAGUGGUCGACUUCUGCAAGUCCGGGUCCAGGUUCACCGUGCUCAUUCCCCGUGAAGGCGUCAAACUCACGUUGGUCCUGGGCGGAAUCCGUGCCCCCCGAGCAGGCCGCUCGCCCGAAGAGAAGGGCGAGCCUUUCGGCAACGAGGCCCUGGAUCUUGCAAACAAGAGGUGCAACCAGCGAGAUGUCGAGGUCGAUAUCCACGACACGGACAAGAUCGGAGGUUUCAUCGGUGACCUGUACGUCGGCCGCGAGAGCUUUGCCAAGCUACUUGUCGAGGAGGGAUUUGCUUCAGUGCACCAGUACUCGGCAGAAAAGUCCGGCAACGCUGCGGAGUUGAACGCUGCGGAGCGCAAGGCCAAGGAGGGACGCAAGGGGAUCUGGCACGACUGGGACCCAUCUCAGGAUGAGCAGGAGGAGGAGGCCGCCCCCACUGAGACUGCGGCUGCCGAUGCUCCUGUCAACAUCAAGCGAGAGUACCGCGACAUUGUCAUCACCAACAUUGACCAGAAUGGCAAGAUCAAGAUCCAGGAGGUUGGCAAGGGCACUGCGGCGCUUGAGCAGAUGAUGUCCACCUUCAGGAAGUUCCACCUUGAUUCCAAGAACAAUGUGGGCCUGAAGGACACACCCAAGGCGGGCGACAUUGUCUCGGCCAAGUUCACUGAGGAUGGACAGUGGUACCGAGCACGCAUACGAUCCAACGACCGGGCCAACAAGAUUGCGGAGGUGGUGUACAUUGACUACGGAAACACGGAGAAGAUCCCCUGGGCGAAGCUGCGGCCGCUCAACCAGGCCGAGUUUGGCACGCAGAAGGUGCGGGCUCAGGCCAUCGAUGCGUCGCUGUCCCUGGUGCAACUGCCCACGGCGCCCGAGUACCUGAACGACACGAUCGGCUUCAUCGGGGAGGUGACGGAGGGCAAGACGAUGGUGGCCUCGUUCGACCUUGUCGACCAGAAGGAGGGUGUCAGCUACAUCACGAUCUACGAGUCGAGCGGAUCGCCCAAGCCGCACGAGUCUCUGAACCGCGAGGUCCUGCUCAACGGGCUGGGCUUGGUGCCCAAGAAGCUCAAGGCAUGGGAGAGGAGCCCGGUCUUUGCUGAUACUCUGAAGGAGUACAAGAAGGCCGAGACCGCAGCCAAGAACGACCGUCUGGGAAUCUGGGAGUAUGGCGAUCUCACUGAGGACUAAAGAGGCAGACUUACACUUACGGCCUCCAACAAGGUGAGAGGUCGCGGGAUGAGGGAUUUGGGGGUUGGGGGGGUUUGGAAGCGGGCGGGAGCACCCAUGAAGAUCAUCAGGUGCCUGCGACUGUGGGACACAACCCUCGACCCUGCGCAGCUCCAGUUCAAUAAAAGUUAGCGAGGCAGCUCUGACAGCAUUGCAUCGCAUCGUUUUGGCAUUGUUACAUAGUAGUGUGUAGAAAUAUUAUGAUUGCCAAGCCCG
This is a messenger RNA of Diaporthe batatas, 3171 nucleotides long. RefSeq lists its product as uncharacterized. Gene Ontology annotation, cellular component: cytosol; nucleus; RISC complex. Gene Ontology annotation, biological process: regulatory ncRNA-mediated gene silencing; mRNA catabolic process. The coding region runs from base 277 to 2916 and encodes 879 amino acids. The transcript is spliced from 2 exons. Lineage: Eukaryota; Fungi; Ascomycota; Sordariomycetes; Diaporthales; Diaporthaceae. The record is from RefSeq and is a predicted model, not a curated record. Gene Ontology annotation, molecular function: nuclease activity; RNA binding.